Diabrotica balteata is the source of this 516-nucleotide messenger RNA. The record is from the annotation of a GenBank genome assembly. NCBI's taxonomy places the organism in Eukaryota, Metazoa, Arthropoda, Insecta, Coleoptera, Chrysomelidae.
AUGCAAGUUUUAAGAAAAAGAACAGAAGAUUCACAUAGAUCAAGAGGUACUCCUAAAGUGGAUAAUGCCAAGAUCGAGCUUCCCUUAACGCUUCCUAUAACCAUUGAACAACCACAGCAGCUAUCGUUGUCACUUUCUUUAACGAUUCAACAUCAGCGACCACUGCAGCAAUCAUUACAUGUACUACAACUACAGAAACAACAAUUUCAACAAGAACAACAUACAAUUCCCUUCCCAGAAAUUCCAGUAAUAAAUAUGGAAGUUGUGAGUUCGAAUAGAGAUCAAUUUCAACAUAUAUUGGUAUCAGGUACUCCUAACAUGGAUAAUCUCAAGACCGACCUUGACCCUUCCUAUAACCAUGGAACAACCACAGUAGCAAUCGUUGUCACGUACCAUAACAAUUUAACAUUAGCAACAACAGCAGCAAUCAUUACAUGUACUAUAACCACAGUAGCAACUACUGUGGAUAAUACUGGAAGAAUAUUGAAUUUCAGUAACAAGUUUAUGAAGAUGUAG